Messenger RNA from Hermetia illucens (black soldier fly), 2490 nucleotides. Its product is annotated as sodium/potassium/calcium exchanger 4-like. Gene Ontology annotation, cellular component: membrane. Bases 661 to 2241 code for a protein of 526 amino acids. Lineage: Eukaryota; Metazoa; Arthropoda; Insecta; Diptera; Stratiomyidae. Gene Ontology annotation, biological process: calcium ion transmembrane transport; intracellular calcium ion homeostasis. The transcript has 8 exons. Gene Ontology annotation, molecular function: calcium channel activity; calcium, potassium:sodium antiporter activity. The record is from RefSeq and is a predicted model, not a curated record.
UUCAGCUGCGGAAAUGCCGGCAAAACAAGAUUUUUGGAGCUGAUUGCUGCGUCGUUACUUUUAGUUGUGCUGAAGGGUCCUUGGUGUUGAAGCAAAGCUUUCUCGAUGGGGAUGAUUUUUUGAAAAUUCCUUGACGAAAAUUGACGCAAAGAAAGUUUGUUUAUUCAAAAUUGUGGAAAAAUCCGAAAAACGUUAUCACAAGGUGUAGUUGAAUAAUAACCGAAAUAAAUUCCAUCGUUUUAUCAGUUGAUCAAAAUUUGUCGAAAGGAGCGAUUCUGUUGUUAUUGGUAAUCAAAUUUGGAAACGGUGCAGUUAUUUGAUAAGGAUACUCGAGAAUAGGAAGCAAUACAUAAAGACGACAGUUUGGACUAAAUUGUUCCAGUCUUUGAUUUGGCUCAGAUUGACAGGCAUUAUCUAUCUAAAUUGGUUCUAAGUGCGGCUGUUGUGUAAAUACUAACUGUCGCUGACGGUUGAAGUCAGAUAAGGUUUCUUUGUCGCGAAUUGCAAAACGGACUGCGAUAUCGAUCUUUUACAUAAAAGUGACCUUUCUUUUGUUUAUUACUGACCUCAUUUUUAUAGGCUUUCAGAAAUAAUAAAUUUAAAAAAAAACCGAAAUUUUAUGAAGUGCAUGUUCUUAGUGAGGUAAAUUUAGUGACUAAAAUGUGGACAACAUGUGCAUGUGCAAUCGUUGCACUUUGUUUUUCUGUGGGAUUUUCCUCUGGACAUUUAUCGAACGAUGUUGGAAGAAAACUAGUAUCCCUGUCAUCAGAAAAUGGAAACGGACUCAGUGUUAUAAGCAGAUUCAUUGGUCGACAAAGUGAAUUGAAUGCAACAACAAACAACAACUGCAGUGAUUCAUCAGGAUCAGGGGGAUCUUUUCCAGCAGAUUUGUUCACAGAUGAACAACUGAAAAAUGGAGCUUUUAUAUUGUAUCUUGUCGGCGCCAUCUAUAGCUUCUCAUUUCUAGCAUGCAUCUGCAAUUAUUACUUCUUGCCAACAGUGGAGUGUAUUUGUGAAGACCUGAAUAUUCCGAAGGAUGUGGGUGCUGCGAUAGUUAUGGCUACUGCGGCCUGCCUGCCUGAUUUUUUUACAAACUCAAUAAGUACGCUUAUAACAAAUUCGCAAAUGGGUAUGGGCAGUAUAAUCGGAGGACUUAUGUACAAUACGUUGGCAGUACCAGGAAUAGCGGGUCUGGCUAUCAAAAAACCAAUCCAACUUGACUGGUGGCCUGUUUGCAGAGAUUCCGUAAUUUACAUAUUCCAUACAUGUGUAUUGAUGUUCGUCGUUUGGGGUGGAAUAAUUACUUUUACGGAAUCAUGUAUACUUUUAUUUUUUUGCAUUUUGUACUACGUCACUAUCAUUCUAACGAAUUAUAAAAUGAAGAAUAGACUGAGGACAUUUGUGGAGGAUCAGCUGAACUGCUGCAUAACAACAAGAUAUGAUUUUAAAACUCCUGGUGAGAAGAGCGCAAAGGGAAAGUUGCCUUUCCACAAGAAACAUAAUGAGCGUCCACAAUCUGGAGUAUACGUGAUAACGCCAACGGAAUUCACGCUAACUUCCCCGGUUAACACAUCCGAAGAUAACCAUAAAGUAGAAGAAGACAGCGAAGGCAGUGGCUCUAGCCCAUUCAAACUACCUAGAGGCAACUUUAUUUCGAAAGUUUGGUGGUGGUAUUCUUGGCCUAUUCGAUUUAUAUUGGCUUGUGCUUGCCCAAAUCCGAAAACCAACCGUCGUUUUUACAUGGUAACCUUUUUCGUAUGUAUAGUAUUUAUUGCUCUCAAUGCCUACUUUAUUCUAUGGAUGCUAACGAUUUUCGGUUCUUCUUUGGGAAUACCGGCGGUUGUUUCGGGUCUCACUAUAUUGGCAGCUGGGUCGGCUACUCCGGAAGCAUUCGCAUGUGCUAUUUCGUUGCGAAGAGGUGAAAGCGGUAUCGGCAUCUCAAAUGCUUUGGGCGCUAAUACUCUAGCAAUCGUGUUCUCCCUUGGCAUGCCAUGGUUCAUUAAAAGCAUUAUGAAUAUGCAGAAGGGGAUACCCGUCAUUUACAUUAGCACUGACAGUAUUGAAUACGUUAUUGGCAUCCUCAUCCUCUCAACGGUGACGCUUUUUGCAAUUUUCGCUAUUUCUGGAUUUCGUCUACGAAGAACCACUGGACUUGCCCUUUUAGUUGCAUAUUUUGUGUACAUUUCGCUGCAAGUGUUGAUUGAAAUGGAUGUGAUCUUCCCUUCGGAUGAGGGAUGCUAGCAAUAUGAGACGAUUUAGUGGCAGUUACAGCAAAUUAUACUCAUUCUUUAUAUUUAGUAGCGUUUAGAUGCAUUCACUAUUUAUUUUUAUAAUGUUUUACUUAUUCACUACUCAUGUUAUAUUUUUAUGCUGCCGAAUAAAUUUUUAAUUUUAGGGAUUUUCUUAUAAGAAUAAAAUUUGUCUUUUCUGAGCAAGUGUCCUUGACAAGUCAAAUGAUAAGCGUUUUGCAAUAAAGAUGAAUUUGGUUAA